GCGGCGCGGGAGCCCGGCGCCCCCGACGACGAGCUCGCGGGCCGGAGGGCGGCCGACGCGAGCGGCGACAGGGGCGGCGCCGCCGGCACCCCCGACUACGGGGAGAAGCGGCUGCCACAGGCGCUCAUCAUCGGGGUGAAGAAAGGGGGGACCCGCGCGCUGCUGGAGGCGAUCCGCGCGCACCCGGACGUGCGGGCCGUGGGCGUGGAGCCGCACUUCUUCGACAGGAACUACGACAAGGGGCUGGACUGGUACAGAAAUGUGAUGCCCAAGACCGUGGACGGGCAGAUCACCAUGGAGAAGACGCCCAGCUACUUCGUGACCAACGAGGCCCCCCAGCGCAUCCACUCCAUGUCCCGCGACACCAAGCUGAUCGUGGUGGUGCGCGACCCGGUGACGCGCGCCAUCUCCGACUACACGCAGACGCUGUCCAAGAAGCCGGACAUCCCCACCUUCGAGGUGCUGGCCUUCAAAAACCGGACCCUGGGGCUGAUCGACGCGUCCUGGAGCGCCAUCCGCAUCGGCAUCUACGCGCUGCACCUGCAGAGCUGGCUGCGCUACUUCCGCCUGGCGCAGAUCCACCUGGUCAGCGGCGAGCGGCUCAUCGUGGACCCCGCGGGAGAGAUGGCCAAAGUGCAGGACUUCCUGGGCCUCACGCGCGUCGUGACCGAGAAGCACUUCUACUUCAACAAGACCAAGGGGUUCCCGUGCCUCAAGAAGCCGGAAGACAGCAGCGCCCCCCGGUGCCUGGGCAAGAGCAAGGGCCGGACUCACCCCCUCAUCGACCCGGAGGUGAUCCUCAGGCUGCGGAAGUUCUACAAGCCCUUCAACAUGAUGUUCUACCAGAUGACUGGCCAGGACUUCCAGUGGGAGCAGGAAGAGGGUGACAAAUGAGGCUGGAGAUGUGAGGGAAGGCCAGAGGGUAGCCAAGGGGACCCCCACCGGAGCCCUGAACCCCCAGGGUCUGCAGCCUCCGCCUGGCUGGAGUGCCCAGUCAUCUCCACCUCUGUCCAGUCAGGGCUGCUUCCAGGGCUGUGGCCAAGGGGUGGGUCCCAGGGGCCCUCCCGGAGGAACCCGGUUGCCUGGGCAGCAGCAUCUGGUUGACCAGAUGACCACCAGAACCCAGGGCUGACGCUUGUCUUCUACUACUAGUUACCAGAGUCUGAAGGCAGGAUUAAAUAGCUGUGGAGGUCAGAAACCAUGCCGUGAAUGUUUGUUUAAGUGAAAACAGAGGAAGUAAGGCCUACUUUUGGGGGCUUUCAUUUCGCUUUGGGAAGCCCGGCUCCCAGCCCUGUAUCUGGCCCAGGCCCCUGUCCAGAAUGCUCACUGUGGCCGAGCACUCCGGGACUCAUGGGGGCAGGGUCCUCGCUCUGAGGCGUCUCCAGCCUUUCUUAAAGGCCUCAUCCCACAACCUUUGACCCCCACCCUUCUCAUCUUAUGAAGGGAGGGGCAUGCACGUUCCUCACCAAAAAAAGCAGACACCCCCCCACCCCCCACCCCGGAAGCCUUCCUGUUAAGGAGGGUUGGGCCUUUCUCUUCGUGAGCAACCUGGGAGGUGGAGAAGGGAGCGGCCGCCCUCGUGUCAGGGUCAGGCUCCCAGGGCUGCCCACGGAGCACCGUGACGGCAGCUGGGCUCAGAGCCCUGAGCUUGGGGAAGGUGAAUGCCAGUUCUGGGAGCCAAAAAAGAAAGCCAGUCCUCUUGCGGGGAGGCCUCCAUACCUGCAGACCCUCUCCCCCAGCGUCGUGGUUCUGAGACUUGCUCUUGGGGUGGGCUCUGUCCCUUAGGGUCCCCAGAGGGGCAAGGACCAGAAAGUUGGCAUGUCUUUGGUUAAGACUAACCCUUAGCAACACAAUGAACGGGUUGGUCGCCAUUCUUCUAUUUGCUCCACCGUCUCCCCCUUGUGGUCAUCACAUGCUUCGUUUGCUCUACUCAGAGAUGGCACGUAUUAGGGCAGUGACAAGAAGGCUGACACCACUUGUCAGAUCCAGCUUAUGGGGGUGGGGGAAGGCAAGGGCUGUGUGUGGACACCCCCAUCAAGGGCUGCUGGCUGAAGUGUCCCUUCCCGUUAGUUUGAUUCGAUUGAAAUGCAGCAUUUGACAUAAAGCACUUCUUCACAGAUCUCCAAAACCAGGAGUCGCCUCGUAACAUUGGGAAUAGGAGUGGGGGGCAGCUAACUGUUCAGCUGUUAACCUGUCAUUUCUCCUGCUAAAUGAAAACUGUGUUGUUAUAAAGCUUAAUGCAACCUGA
This is a messenger RNA of Hipposideros armiger (great roundleaf bat), 2248 nucleotides long. RefSeq names its product heparan sulfate-glucosamine 3-sulfotransferase 4 (gene HS3ST4). Lineage: Eukaryota; Metazoa; Chordata; Mammalia; Chiroptera; Hipposideridae. The record is from RefSeq and is a predicted model, not a curated record. Gene Ontology annotation, molecular function: [heparan sulfate]-glucosamine 3-sulfotransferase activity. The transcript has 2 exons. The annotation marks the transcript as partial.